UUCAGUCAGAGUUUUCGCGACGGAGGGAGUGCGUGCGUAUCGCGUCGAGGGCUUGAUUUCCUCACCAUCGUUGGACUUUUUAGCUUUGCAAGACGAAAGUGAACAGUUGAAAAAGUGUCAAAACGUGAAAAAUAUUGAGUUGGUGAUAGUUUCGUGAUUGGUAGCGUCCUAGAAGGUUCCAAAUCAGCCUCUGGAAUGUGGCUUUGGCAUCGCGUUUUUGGAAAAUGGUGACGACCCUCAUCGCGAAGUUUUAAUUGGGUUGGUCAGUUUUGAGUGGAAAACGAUAAGUGCGCGCGCGUGUGUGUGUUUGUGUACGUGCGUGAGUGAAGGUCGCCGUGUUGGUGUUUACACCACGGAAUGUCAACCAGACCACGACAAUAACAGAGUGGAGUUUGAAGAGGAAGGAGGUGUUUCGAAAUUACUGGAGAAGGUUGAAGGAAAAAAAACCUUGCAAGGGGUGUUGUCAUCACGGUCGCAGGUGCUAAAUUAAUUGUGAAAAUGGUAGUUUAAUCCAUGCCCGACGGGAUUGUGCGUGAAGUUCAAGGAGUACAGUGCGUGAAGAACGCUGAAAUUGGUUAAAGUUCGACGCUCAAACAAAUUGGAAAACUUUCCAGCUGCUCCUCAGCAUUUUUUGGGUUUUUUUUUUGCGAGGAACAAGUUCCUCCUCGUACAGUGUCCGUAGUGUGAGUGCGUUUUCGACGAAUAAAAAGAGGUGGCACAUAAAAAAGGCGAGCUGAUUUCAUUUUAUUUUGAUCGAUUGCCUGCGUGUGGCGGAAGAAAACGCAGAUCCUGUGCCCUACUUUGUGGAUAUAUUCAUCGUGGUCGCAGUUGAUUGCUUUGCAUCGGAGAUAACGCGUCGACUUGACGAUCACGACCGGCGAUCUCCUAAGGCCGACCUGUCUGUCCGUCCGCCACGGGCACUAUCUCCAAACCUCGGGGCCACAUUUUCCCAUAUCGCGCGCUCGCCCCAGCCCGAUUCAAUUGCAACAUCAUCAAAUAUUCACAAUGUACACUGGUGGUGAGCGGGCACCAGCAACGGGUCCGCAAUCAGCAACAACCACAACAACAACAAUCACGGCGACAUCACCAACGUCAGGCUGGCUCCGUUUGACGCGAUGAGGUAAUGCACGACCAACAGCAGCAGCAGCAGAUACUAUCCAACAGUCGGUUCCGUGGCCACAGCAGCAGCAGCAGCUCCAAAGCCUCCGAGCAGCGAAGACGCGAGCGAAAAUAGCAACAACAACAACAACAAAAAUACAAAGUUGAUACACAACCAUCAUCACCAUCACCAAUAGAGUCGUCUCGAACAAUGAGUUCAUUGGGUCGAGUUCUUCUGGCAUCCCGAAACAGCAGCGAAGAACAAGACGACACUCGACGUACAUCACCCAAAUAGAAAUAACAGUCGAUUCGAAGGACGGCAGCAACCGUAACAGCUCCAGGCAGGUGGAACACAGACAUCACACCAGUGUAGUACAAAUCUAGUUAGACAAACCAAGUGGAAGAAAGAGGAGGAAGAAGCAAACGAAGAUGGCACCCAGUCAGAAAUCGACGAAAAAGUGGGAAAUCUUCGCUGGAAGAAACAAGUUCUACUGCGACGGUUACCUUAUGACUGCCCCCAAUUCGGGGGUGUUUUACUUUACCGUAGUGCUCAUCACCGGAACCAGUGGGCUGUUUUUCGCCUUCGACUGUCCCUUUCUGGCGGAGCGCAUCACCCCGGCCAUCCCGAUCGUCGGCGGCAUCCUGUUUGUGUUCACCAUGAGCUCUCUGUUCCGCACGUCGUUCAGCGAUCCGGGCAUCAUCCCGCGGGCCUCCCAGGACGAAGCGGCCUACAUCGAGAAGCAGAUCGAAGUGCCAAACUCGCUCAACUCGCCGACGUACCGGCCGCCGCCCCGCACCAAGGAGGUCUUCGUCAAGGGCCAAACGGUGAAGCUCAAGUACUGCUUCACGUGCAAAAUCUUCCGGCCGCCGCGGGCCUCGCACUGCAGCCUUUGUGAUAACUGUGUCGAUCGGUUCGAUCAUCACUGCCCUUGGGUGGGCAACUGCGUGGGAAAACGAAACUACCGUUUCUUUUACAUGUUUAUCGUCUCUCUCGCGUUCUUAGCAGUAUUCAUAUUUUCCUGUACAACGACACAUAUAGUUUUGUUGUUUAAAGAUGAGGAUCAGUUCUUUGACAUUGUCAAAAAGACUCCGUUCAGUGUGAUAAUAGCGGUAAUCUGUUUCUGUUCGGUGUGGUCCGUGAUCGGCCUGGCCGGCUUCCACACCUACCUUACCACCAGUGAUCAAACAACGAAUGAAGAUAUCAAGGGUUCUUUUACCUCGAAGGGCGGCCAGCAGGCGAUCAAUCCCUACUCGCAGGGCAACAUUUGCCUCAACUGUUUCCACAUUCUUUGCGGCCCCAUCACUCCAUCGCUAAUUGAUAGACGAGGAGUCGUGACGGACGAGUAUCGGACGCAGAUGCAACCGCCGGACAAGUACAACAGCGCGCCGGUGCCGCCGCUGGUCGUGAUGCAGCCAGGACACGAUACGCUGAACAAACCGUACAGUUUAGAGAACGAAACACAAAGCUCGAAUGCGGGCGUGUUUCGACAACGAAGCUACGAUAACUUACAGAAUGUGCCGAUUCCGACCAAUUUCAAGUAUUUCGCUCCGCAGUCCAAGUACAACACGUACAAUAAUACUAACAACGGCGUCGGCAUGAGCGAAAGUCAGAACCAGCUUGUUCCGCAGGUUUCGCCGGCGAUUCUCCAGGGUGGGGAGCUUCAAGCGCAAAGGUUUCUUCCCCAGCAUCACCAGCAGCAGCAGCAGCAACUCCAGCAGCAGCAAAUCAAUAUCAACAUCAAUCUGACCUUGCCCAGUCACGCCUCCAGUACCAAUAGUCUCAAUAGCUGUAACGCACCGCAAACACAAACGCUGCUGCCGUUGCAGGCACCGUCGCACGGUAACGUUCUAGCACCUUCAGCGGUUGGCGCUGCGGCCGACUCUUCGUCGUCCUCCUCGAGCUCUACCACUACCAUCAACUCGUCGACCACUUCCGGCACGUCGUCGCUUGAGCGCAGCAACAUGAUGCUUCCGUCGGGCUCGUCUUCCUACCUGAACAGCUACGACACGAUCUCCGACCAGCAGCAGCUGCAGUACAGCAAUUCCCUGCCGCACACGUGUCCCAGCAGUCCGCGGAACCGCUGUGCCAGCCCGAGCUGCAGCGAGCUGGACCCGAUGCUUCAGAAGAGCAAAAACUAUCACCACAAAAGCUACAAACUGUUUAAAAAGCAUCAUCACCAGCAGCAGCACCAACAGAACCCGGUGUCCCCGCAGGCGUCCUCUUUUAGCCAGUUUACGCCCACGUUCUGGAGCGCGCAGAGCAACCGGAGCAGCGUCGUCAGCACCGGAACGCUGGCCUCCUCGAUCGGGUUCGGAAGUAACCACGGUGACGAGUACGGCAGCGCAUCAUCGUCCUACCCGAACUACGGCGGAACGAUCGGUGGUAGUGGCGGUAGCGGAGGAGUUGACGGAGGAGGAGGAGGCGCAGGAACCAGCAGCAACAGUCCGUAUGCACAGCGACGGGGUGCGGCCGCUGCGACCGUCGUCGACAAGCAGCGCUUCUCCAAUGUUUUUGUGUGCUUUACCAGUCAUAUGUGGCGUCUACAAUUAUUCCAAAACAAAUAUUCCGAAACUACUCGGAACCAUCACCACACUGCAGGACAGCUGGAUGAUAGAGUAUACAUAGUUAAUGCAUUCCGGUUUCACAGUUUUUUGUUUUUUGGUUUGGAAAUAGAGGGCAGGGUCAGAGGUCAACUUCCGGCAAGAUAGAAACAGAUAAAUUGAAAAUAAACGAAGCUUUGACAGAGCUUCCACACUGGUUACACAGGACACAAACAUUCCAUUUCUUCCCCUCGUUUAGACUAAUAGAGCAAGUAAUUAAACUUCGCAGCUACGAUUUAUCCUGUUGAACAGAUACAAAUGGUAUAAUGUCUUAUGAAAGAAAAAAGAGAAACGAUAUAAAGCGAACAGAAAGUAACUAACAAGGAAUGUGAUGUGAUGGUAGAAAAUGUGAAGAAAGGAGCGAUAUUUUCUAUACUGGAAUUGAAUCAUAGAUUUUGUAUUUGGGCAGAGAUUGAUGGAAAAUCAACUAUUCACGUUUUAACACUGUUCUCCCUUCCAUCCGUAAAACUUUUAAAUACAAAUAGACCGCUUUUAACAACUCGUGCUUUUUAGAUUUUCAAGCUAAUUUAUUUUGUAGUACCAACGAAUCUUGAAACAUUGAAACUCGGCAAUAACGAUAUUUUAGAAUGAAAAUUAGCAAAUUUUAGCAACGGAAAUCUAUAACCAAAGACAACUGGAUUAUUUCUCGUACCAAAUAAUACAAUGAGAGAUGUUGGUUGUGCUGAAUCAGGCGUUGUUCGGUUUUUUGAAGAAAAGAAAAGUUCGAAUUUGCAAACAAAUCUACGUAGUUUACGAAACUCUUGCGAUAUUAUGCAGUAGACAGAAACGGUUCAAUUGACAAACACAACGCAACGAUAAGUUUUUGCUCUCUAGAAAGGUGCAAUGAAAAUAAAUAAAACAGAAUCUUGAUUUAACAAAGGAAAUUACGUUUAAAACGAUGAUUGUUACAACUUUAUGAUAUUACAUUAUAUUAUAGAUGGUAGAAUUUGCGAAAAAACAAACAAAUUUAUUUACAUUUACUCGUUUGCGAAAAAGGAUAAAAUUCAGCAAAAUAAUUCUCUAUUUGUUAGUUGAGGGAACAAGAGACAAAAGCAUGUAAAUUUCACCAAGUGAAAGGAUCCGAAGAACGGAAGUUAAAUCUACGAUUUUUUAUACACGUUCUCUCUUGUGACGAGGCAAGUGAUGUAAAACAAUACUCACAGGAUAUAGAGUGCAAUUGAUUCGCCGCAUGUGAUGCGCGUGAGGGGGCAAAAUACAAUACAAUAAAAGAGCAUCGUUUGAACGACCAAAACCAAAACUUUA
Molecule: messenger RNA, 4962 nt
Organism: Culex pipiens pallens (northern house mosquito)
Lineage: Eukaryota; Metazoa; Arthropoda; Insecta; Diptera; Culicidae
Gene: app
Product: palmitoyltransferase app
Exons: 12
Coding region: 1528-3807 (759 amino acids)
Biological process (GO): protein targeting to membrane; peptidyl-L-cysteine S-palmitoylation
Cellular component (GO): endoplasmic reticulum; Golgi apparatus
Molecular function (GO): protein-cysteine S-palmitoyltransferase activity
Source: RefSeq, a predicted model, not a curated record